Aspergillus wentii DTO 134E9 is the source of this 859-nucleotide messenger RNA. RefSeq lists its product as uncharacterized. The record is from RefSeq and is a predicted model, not a curated record. Lineage: Eukaryota; Fungi; Ascomycota; Eurotiomycetes; Eurotiales; Aspergillaceae. The coding region runs from base 122 to 730 and encodes 202 amino acids. The transcript has a single exon.
UUGUUUUUGAUUUUCUGGGUGGUUCUUUGGAUUUUGGUUUUUUGGUUACAUCAUUCAUCCCGAUCAAUGAUUCCCAAGUGAGCUUGACCAUGGUCGAGUCCAAUGCUUGUGAAGAUAUUGAAUGGUACACUCAUACGCGAGGGCAACCUCAUAUGCAACAGAAUUUCUAUAUGCUGCAGACACAGCUGUACGGAGCAGGCGCAUGGACAUUAUCUACAUACAUACAUACCGGAGCAUUUUGCCCGCCAGUUUUUGGCUUGUCUUGUUUGUAUCAUUUCACGAGCAUAUAUGCUUUGUUUAUCUGUCUUUUUUUUUAUUACUUUUCUUCUUUUCCUUUUCCUUUUGUUUCAUAUUCAUCAUCAUUUUUUUUUUUCCAUCUAUUUUCUUCGGGUUUCAUACUAUGCAUUCUCUAAACUGGACCGCUCGCGCGGAACGGCAUAUUCAAGGGUUUUUUUUUUUUUUUUUUUUUUUUUUUUUUCCUUUUUUUCUUUAUGGCAUUCAGGUGGAACGACAUAAUACAAUGGGCAGAGCAAUAUGGAAAAUAUGGGUUACAGGAAGGUCAUACAUUUUUUCAUUCAUCAUCAUCGUCAUCGUCAUCUUUUUCUUUUCUUUUUUCCCCUCCAAUUAUGGAGUGUUCUAUCUAUCCAUUAAUUUCUCACCGCCUCUUUUUUUCUCUUCACUCUGCAUUCGUUUAUUUUUAUUUUUGAAAUUUCUUUUUUUAUCUUCCUGAUUUUUUUCUAUACUCGAGACCGCAAUUCCGCAUCGCAUGCAAAUGUCUCCAUAUUAAAUUUCCUUUCUGCCUACAUCCAACCAACAUACAUACAUCCCACACACGCAAGUACCUUACCCAAGUAUCACU